Thyridium curvatum is the source of this 828-nucleotide messenger RNA. RefSeq lists its product as uncharacterized. Gene Ontology annotation, molecular function: phosphatidylcholine lysophospholipase A1 activity. The record is from RefSeq and is a predicted model, not a curated record. NCBI's taxonomy places the organism in Eukaryota, Fungi, Ascomycota, Sordariomycetes, Thyridiales, Thyridiaceae. The transcript has 2 exons. The coding region runs from base 1 to 828 and encodes 275 amino acids.
AUGUUGCCAUCGCUACUCCUUGUCGCUCUCGCCACUGGUGCUCAUGGAUUGCUCAGCGCUUCGGGACCACGCGUGCCCCUAGUAGCUGGUGGCAUCCCUCUUCGUAUUCUAGCACUCGGCGACUCGAUUACCUGGGGCUACAAUGACCCGCGCAACGCCUCCUACAGGCGUGAUCUGGAGUGUCUCCUUCACACAGGGGGCAACCCGGUUUCGAUGGCCGGUUCCGUAGCGCACGGCGACUGGGCCGACAAUUGGAGCGAUUCCUUUGUCUACCACACCAUCAAUGACAUCCGCGUUGCCGCCGCCCCGGAACUGACUGCGCCGCCCGGGACCUGCCCCGGACCGAGCCGCCCCAAUGUUGUCCUCGUCCACGCUGGCACGGUGGACUUUGUGUUAGGUGGCCCCGAGAACGCGACCGCCGCGCCGGGCCACUUGUAUGACUUGCUAGACGAAGCUACGUCCUACAACCCACGCGCGCUCUUCGUUGUGGCCCGUCUGAUCCCCAACGUCAACGCCACCGUCAACGGGCGGAUUACUCGGUACAAUGAUGCGCUGCCGGCAGUGGUGGCUGACCUGUGGAGGAAGAGGCGCAAUGUCGUGUUGGCCGACAUCGGGUGUGGCAUGCAGGCAUCGGAGAAGUACCUGGCGGACGGAACGCACCCCAGCGCUGAGGGAUCUCUCAUCAUGGCUAGGAACUGGAUCGACGCUCUGGUCCAUGCAGGCAGGAGGGGCUUAAUUGCGCCGCCCGAGUGUCUGCACGGUUUCGAGGAUAAGGGUGCGACGGCAUUGGGUGAAGGGGGUAAAUGUAAUUUUAAUUGGCCUGCUUGA